CGUUUGUACAACUAGGAUUAUUUUGUUUGAAGCGUCGCGUUGCCGCCUGUCAUAACUUGUUGGGGAAGAGAGAUCGCGUCACCGGUAGAUAUAAACUUAGCCAAGGAUUGGAGAUGGCAUUGUCUGCCAUGAGAAACAUGGAUUUUAAGCCAACCGUGCAAGUGCUGCUGGGAUCAUUGCUUGCAUUUCCUUUGACCUACUGUCUCAACAAGACAACUGCCAUGGGAGAUCACCGUCUGAUUUUGUUAGCUGGCGUCAUAACGUUGUUUUCGUUUGUGAUGAUCGCUUAUACCUUUUUCAGGAAGCAUAGACUUAACAAUGAGCCGUUGUUUUACGCAUGGAGCCUGUUUGCCUUCACAUCGUGUGUUGACCUGAUCAUAGGUUUAGAGUUGGAUGGCCACAUUUCUGGAUUUAUGGAGUUUUAUUUCAAAGAGGGUGAACCAUACCUGCGUACUGCCCAUGGAACCAUGAUAAACUGGUGGGAUGGUACAGGACAAUUUGCCAUGUAUCUGAUCCUCAUAACACUCCUUGCUAACAGGAGGAGAUGCCAUGAAGUGUGCCUGUACUGGGUCGGGUCUAUAGGAAACAGUAUGAUUGUUUUACUGCUUGGUGGUGCAACUGGUACAUUCAAGGUCCGGGGGUCUUACUUUCUAAACAUUCCUUAUGUUGUUAUACCUAUCUGGGCAGGUGUUCGCUGCCUUCGACAGUCCAACAAAACCAGAAGCCAGCAACGGUUAAUAUGUAAAUCAGGAUAUGAGCUCAGUUUGUUAAACCGACCAUGGGACUUUGUCUUUAUUGUGCUUUUUGUCCUGGCUAUCGCAUUCUCCCUGUUUAGAGGAGUGGUAGCCCUAGGCUUGGACCAUGAUUAUGUCAAGGCUUACCUAAAGAAUUACGAGCCCUACCUCAAUGACCCAAAUAUGUUUUCAAAAAUACAGAUGGUGACCUACCUGUUUUACUUUGUACCAUACUAUGUGUCGGCCAUAUACAGCCUGGUUAACCCCGGAGAGACCUGGAUGUCUGACUGGGCAAUUCUGAAUGCUGGAGCAGCAGCUCAGAGCCAAGUGGUUCAUAUCUUUGCAUCAUUCCACUGGCGUACGGUGGCAUCAGGAUUUGGCUCCCCAACUGACGUGUUUAACAGUCCUGGGCAGGUUUUCUGGUACACCAACCUUCUGCUUCUGGUUGUGCCACAGCUGUUUGCCUGGCGUUGCUACACUGAUCAAGAAUUUUUCUUCAGUGUGUAUGAUGGUAGCAUUACCUCUGACAGAUCUGGCCGUGUGAAGUAUGCCGAUGUGGCCACCUUCUCCGAGGUGACCACGAAGAAAAACUCCACUAUGACUAAUUUAGUGGAUGGUGUUGUGACCUCUACAACCCAGGUCGAGGGUCGAGUGACCAGAAGCAUGAAAAAAAUGUCAUAAUGAUAAUGUGUCACAGAGUAAAAGCUCUAUUGAAAUGACAGUUUGCAUAAAGAAACAAAAAUAUGUGGCACAACACAUAAACAAAUAUCGUACAAUCUUUUUUGAUAGCAUUACUAAUUUUAUAGAAUUUUGCAAUAAUGAUACAAAAUGUAUAUUUUUUGAAGAGAUUAGAUAAAUUGUUGCAUUAUUUUUGUAAUUUAAGGUACAUGUUCCUGGAAAGUCUUUUUGUCUGUAGCCAUAUUUAUUUAUAUACAAUGUAUAUGCCAUAGUUUAGGUCGAAGAAGGUGACAAAUGAACCUCACUUUCAAUCCUAACAUAAAUCGAGGACAUCCCUGUUAAGGCCUAGAGUAUCAAUGUUUGGCCAGUAGCUUGACAAGUCUUUUUAAGAAAGAUGGCAAUAACCUUCCCAAGGUCCUAUAAGCAUUACACAUCAAAAUCUUUUAACAAAGAUUCAUAUUAAGGUUUAGAGUACCCAGGUAAUUAUAUUAAGGUUUAGAGUACCCAGGUAAUUAUAUUAAGGUUCAGAGUACCCAGGUAAUUGUAUUAAGGUUCAGAGUACCCAGGUAAUUAUAUUAAGGUUUAGAGUACCCAGGUAAUUAUAUUAAGGUUUAGAGUACCCAGGUAAUUUUAUUAAGGUUUAGAGUACCCAGGUAAUUAUAUUAAGCCUGUAGCGUAAACGUACUUGGCUAUAUAUUUUUUUUUAAAUAAGUCUGACCUUGACCUACUUUGAAGGUCAAAGAUAUGUGUGCAAACAGAAUUGAAAAGCAGUUGUGCCAUACAGACCUAAUUGGCCAUUUGUUGUUUUUCAUUUUAUUUAUCUUUUUUUAUGUGACCCAUUUUGGAUGUACUUUACUUUUUAUGCUAAAAUCUACAGGAUAAAAUUUUAGUGCAAAUAAGAAAAAUUUACAAAAAUUGUACUGCUAUUGUAAGAAUUCUUGAAAAUACCAAAUCAAAAUUACAUUGACUGUGGUUGAUCAGGAGCGUGUCUGUGUUAUUUGGAAUAAUUUCUACCCGAAGUGGAAUAGAUAUUGUGUUCGGGGCAGAUAUGGAUCAGCCCAAAAUAUAACAUUGGAUCUAAGUUUGGAAAAUCUUCUGCAGAAUUUUUUCAGGUGUGGCGAACAAUUAUUUAGGCAUUUAUUAUCCACAAGAGGGAUAGAGGAAUGUAAAAUAGCCCAUAUCUUAUUCAAAGAUAUCUUAAAUUACCUUGUAUGUUAACAUGCCACUUCCAGUGUGCUUAGCUUCGAGUUUUCCCAAUUUCCAGAGAUCUCAACUUCUCAAAAUUACCAUGUAACUUCCCUGAGUGUAAUGAUGUUGUCUUCUCAUAUGUGUAAUGCUAUUACAUAUAGUUGGUAAAACUUAGAGUCAAAAUGAUAAAAUAUUAUGACAAAUGAAAUCCAUGGACUAAGUGGCUUUGAAUCAUGUUGUGAUAAUACAUAAGGAUGAGAUCUGUGUGUCCUUACACCUUGUAUGUCUAUAUAUACCUGUGUGUCCUUACAUCUUGUGUGUCUAUAGAUACCAGUGUGCCCUUACAUCUUGUGUGUCUAUAUUUAUCUGUGUGUCCUUACAUCUUGUGUGUCUAUAGAUAUCUGUGUGUCAUAUUUAUACAGUAACAAGUAUUAUAUUCUAAAAUAAACUACUGCAGCAGAGGGAAUUCUUUUUUCAUUUUUGAUAUAACUUUUAUUUGUCAAGAUUUUUUAUGAUAGUUUAUUCUUUACUGACACUUUUUACAUGUUUACUAUUUUACAUUUUUAUACUUUUCUUGAAUUAUUUUCUUCAUAUUGGAAGGACAUUAAUGUAAUAAUUGAAAUCAUGCUCAGUCUUUUGAUGAAGGGGGGGGAUGUCUGUCCCACCCUACAUGUAUCCCCUCGCAUUCCUAUUCAGUGUCAUCACUCUGGUGACUACAUCUCUUAACAGAUGCUGAUCAACCUUUAUACAAAGGUCAAGCACAAAUAUACCCUAAAGAGAAUUUGUAUUUUAAGGUUCCAAAGUCAAAACUAAAGGUUAUCUUUACUCUGAAAUUGUUAAACCACUUCUGUAACAUAUAGCAACAGUAAUUUCAUUUCUGAAUGGAUUUUUAUCAAAUUUUAUACAAAGAUCAAGGAUACUUUGAAUAGAUUUGUGCAGUAUAUCAGGGUUCCAAGGUCAAAUCAAAGGUCUGAAAUACUUUAAAUGUAUUUUAUGCCCCUCUUUAUACAGACCUAUAGCUCCUUGUUCAUUUUUGAAACGUCUUUUUUUAAUAUGGUCAAAGGGAGGUCAUCCCCCUUUUUUGUGUUCUUUAAAAAAAAAAUAAGCCAUAUUAAAGCACCUUGUCAUAUUCUGUCUGCUUAUGAAGUAAAAUACAGUUUGGUUUCCUAUUCCAGCACAUGCUAGAAAUUUUUCAUGAUUAAGAAGUAUGACUGUUUUAUAAUAAGUCUAAUUGGAUGCUACAUGACUUAUGAUAGGCGCACAUUAAUGUUUUACCCCCUGCGAUACUGUUGCUAUGUACAUAAUGUAUCAGGUAAUAGAGGUUAGAAUUUUUGUUUUAGAGAGUCAUUUUUUUAUCCUCAAUUCAACUUUUAUGAGGCAUAUUUAAAAUUGUUACCUUUUAUAAUCAUUGGUAAUUGUGUACAUGGUGAUUUAAAUAUGCCUAUUUUGUGUUAAUUUCACAUUGAUUAAAUUUUUUAUCAAUGCAAAAAUUAAAAAUAUAUAUAUAUAUUGUUAUAGGUUUUGUUUAUUAAACCACAAAAGCAUGCACUAAUAUAUACUGUAAUUGUUUAACAUAACUGUUUUUUUAAUAUGCACACUUUCUAGACUCGGGUAAUCUCCUUUUUUCUGUUUUGAACACAAUGACAAUCUAAUCAUACAAAAGUGGUGUAUUGUUAACUUUACUUUUUGUACUUGGAAAUUUUACAAGUAAACCAUUUUGUUUCAUAUUUAUAAUAAAACUGGUGUGGUAAACUA
Molecule: messenger RNA, 4355 nt
Organism: Mizuhopecten yessoensis (Yesso scallop)
Lineage: Eukaryota; Metazoa; Mollusca; Bivalvia; Pectinida; Pectinidae
Product: transmembrane 6 superfamily member 1-like
Exons: 8
Coding region: 114-1415 (433 amino acids)
Source: RefSeq, a predicted model, not a curated record